GCAUGAACCUCACCCCCGACAACGUGGUCGUCGCAAUCAAGCCGGGCUCCGAGGCGGCGGCCUGCGGCCUCAUCCAGCCGGGCGACCGCGUGCUGCACCUCAACGGCCACGCGGUCUCCGUCGACGAGCCGGUCAAGAGCUUCGCCAUCGACCUCGCCGACGGAGCCGCCGCAACCUUCUCCCUCGUGCGGCACGCCGACACGGACUCGGCCGGCGGCGCGGCGCACAUCCCUGUCGUCGACGGCUCGCCCGCCACGCCGCCGCAGCAGCCCGCCGCGCCGGCGGCGGCGCCGCCGCCGCUGAGCGCGGAUGACGACCUCGCCCGCAGGCUAGCUGACCUCAAGCGGGGCUGA
Molecule: messenger RNA, 353 nt
Organism: Emiliania huxleyi CCMP1516
Lineage: Eukaryota; Haptophyta; Isochrysidales; Noelaerhabdaceae
Exons: 1
Molecular function (GO): protein binding
Source: RefSeq, a predicted model, not a curated record